UUUAUCAGUCACCAACAUUGACACUCACAGAGACUACUAUAACUUAGAGAAGCAGUAUCAGACAAGUACUUGAAUCAUACAAGGAACUUCCAUGGGCUAAAAAUCCAUAGGCUGGUUCUGUUUUUCUUUUGUAAACAUUUUAAAGAGCAAAACCCUUUUCUCUCUCCAUUUACUGUGGCAAGCAAAAGUUGAGCAGCAGAAGUAUCCUUUCCCAAGUGGAUUCCAGAGGACUUUGUGUUUAUCAGCUGUUUUUGCUGCAUCUGGAACGGUUUCGACAAUCCAGUGUGUUGUGGCUGGCUACUUUUCUCUGGAGUGCUGAAUACAGCGGGAGAAUAAGAGCAUACCUAACAAAAUGACAAGGGACUGCCAGACAGGCAGGCAACAAACAAGCAGCCAAAUGAGUUUAUUGUCACCACCUCCUCAACUAGCAGAAACAGCAUUCUCAUCCUUGUUUUUGUUUCCAAAACCAAACUGCCAUCCCAAUUUCUUCAAGAAACACCCCCAAGAAAUCUGCCAGAUAAAUUGCAAAGUGAGCUCUCUGGCUGUCGUGGAGAAAAAUGGAAGUGUUCUCAUUUUUGACAAACAAGGCGAAUACCACCAGGAUCCUCCGCAAAAACCUAAAUACAUGAAUACAGGAAAGAACAUGAGGGUGCAUUCCUUGGAUUUUGAAGCUGAUCAUAUGCUCAUUCUCUCCUCGGAAGGAAAGCUUUCUGAGCACAGCAUUUCAAACACAGCUAAUAAGUCGCAGAGCAAGGAGAGACUGCUGAAAGAAUUAACGAACAGAUACAUUGUCCAAAUCGCAUGUGGUGACCAUCAUUCCAUGGCACUGUCUAAAGGAGGUGAACUUUUUACCUGGGGACAAAACUCAUACGGUCAGCUUGGCACGGGGAAACACCUCUCUACCUGUGAACCACAACUUGUGGAGGAGCUCAGAGACAUCCCCCUGGCUCAGAUUGCUGCAGGAGGAGCUCACAGCCUUGCCCUGUCACUCUCAGGAGCUGUUUACUCAUGGGGGAAGAACGAUUUUGGACAGCUGGGCCUUGGAGACACAGAAAACAAAUAUAACCCUUCAUAUAUUAGAGCUCUAGAACAUAAGAAGACUGUAUAUAUCUCGUGUGGCGGAGAGCACACUGCAGUUCUCUCACAGGAUGGGCUGGUGUGUACCUUUGGUGCUGGAGGUUUUGGGCAACUUGGUCACAACUCCACCCAGAAUGAGCUGAUACCUCGUAUUGUGGCUGAGCUGUUUGGAGCAAAGGUGUCUCAGAUAGCAUGUGGAAGAUGGCACACACUCAUCUAUGUCCCCUCCUUGGGAGAAGUCUAUUCAUUUGGCUGUGGAGCAGAAGGUCAACUGGGAAAUGGGGACACAUCUAAUCGGUUGAUACCACUGCCUGUCCAAUUCCCUUCAGAUUGGGUGAAUGGUGGAAAACUCAACCAGGGAAACAAUACCUCUGAAAAGGUGAUUAAAAUUAUUGCAGGAGGAAACCAAAGCAUUGUGCUUCGCUUGAAGAAAAAGAAUCCAUAUGUUACUUUGAACGGAAUUGCCACAGUGGAAGACAAGGAGGUGGAUAAAUGGAUUUCUAAUUUGGAUUCUAAACAGUGGGAGAAUAUAAAGAAGACUAUCUGGCUGAUCUUUUCAUCUGCGGCUUGUAUCAAUGGAAGUUUCUUGGAAAAAAGUAGGGACAAACAUUUUAGGACCUCCAAAGAAAUCUCAGGAGUAGAUAUGUCAGCAGUGCUUCUUUUUUAUGAGAAGAUGAACAAGAAGCCAAAAGUCGCUUGUGAGGUGAUCUCUGCAGUUCAGAACUUGCUGUCAUCACUGUCUUCCUCUCCCUGCUCACCUGAAGCUCUCAGAGUCUACUUGAUCAUGCCUGUCCUUUUACGGGGACAGGGUAACGUGUCUGACUGUCCUCUUGACCAGCUAGCAAAAGCCACCCUGAGUCUCCAACAAAAAUCCCUGAAAGUUCUUGAAUCCUUAUGGUCAAAUCUAGAAAUAUCCUUUUUCAAGGACCUAGUGAGCAUGUAUCAAAGAGUUUCCAGAAUCAAUCUAUCUCAUUUCAUCACGCAAGUCAGAAACUCUAAUGAUGUUACCUGUGAAUUGCACUUGAAUUGGACUCUGAAAAUGCUGCAGAUUCUUUACCAGGUGAACUCUAGUGCUGGUUUCAAAAUACAAGAAAACAACUUCUAUGUACCUGAAGUGAAAAAGAUUUGGAGCCAAGAUUGGAAUCUGAAUGAAGGAACAACUCCAGAGCAGUGGAACAAAAUCCAGAAUUCAAAGAAAAGAGAAAUGAGGGCUUUGUUGAAACUGACUGAAUACCCUUGCAUCUUUGACAUGCAAGAUAAAAUUGUGGUUUACAAUAUUGACCGCCAAAUUCUGUGCCGUAUACAUAAUCCAAUCAUUUUCCUAAAUUGGUGGUGUUUGAGUAUUAGAAGAGAACACCUUGUGCAUGACGUGUGGCAUAUUUUAAGGAGCGAAACACCUAAAGCAUUUGAGAACUUCUUGAAAGUGCAGUUCAUUGGAGAACAAGGUAUUGAUGAUGGAGGGUUGUCCCAGGAGUUCUUCACUAUCAUUACAAGGGAACUGUGUUGUCCAGAAGCACAGAUAUUCAAAACUUUUGAGGACUCCAAGCUGAUUUGGUUUCCUUCUCAGGUUCCAAGAAGUGAUGACACCUUUUUCCUGAUUGGUACUCUGUUUGGAAUGGCACUGUAUAAUAUGAAGAUCGCGCCCUUUCUUUUCCCUCUAGCUCUGUACAAAAAGUUGCUGGAUAUUCCACCCACUCUAGAAGACUUAAAAGAGCUGUCUCCUAUAGAAGGGAGGGCUCUUCAGGAAAUCCUGAAUGAAGACUAUGACGACAUCCUUGAGAAUAUGAUGAUGGAUUUUACAAUAAUGAAGGAACAAGGAGGAUCAAUAGUUUCCAUUGAACUUAAAGAAAAUGGGGCAGACAUUCCAAUCACAAAGCAUAACAGGAAAGAAUACAUUAAUUUGUACGUGAACUACGUAUUCAAUGAAUCGGUAAAGAGACCAUUCAAGGAAUUCAGGAAAGGGUUUUUAAGAGGAUGUCCAGCUAAAAAGUGGAAACUCUUCCUUCCUAUUGAGUUCCAAACUGUUUUCCGUGGACAUACAAAAUAUGACUGGGAGCUGCUGGAAGAGAAUACAAACUACACAGAUUAUGAAAAGUCUGAUCAAACCAUCAAGAAUUUUUGGGCUCUGUUUCAUGAACUUCCAGAAGAAAAGAAAAAGAAUUUUCUUGCUUUUCUGACAGGAACAGAUCGAAUCCCUGCUGAAGGAAUGAGACAUUUUGAUUUCACUAUUGCAGACCUUAAAAAAGAAAACCCAGACUAUUUCUAUCCCAUUGCCAAUACCUGCUAUCGCAUCUUGAUGCUGCCCAGAUACAGCAAUGAAGAAAUCCUUCGGGAAAAGUUCCUGACUGCCUUAGAGCUUUAUGAAAAAUUUAGCCUAUCGUAAAUUGUGACCAAGAGGAAUUUAAAUUUUUUUUUUCAUAUCUUACUUGUAAUAUUCUUCCAUUGCUAGCUUUUGUUGAGGGAGAGACAACCAAAUCCUGUCUUAUUUUUUACUGCACCUUAAAAACCAUUCAGAUUCAUUCAUCUAUUGGAAUUGCCUUUGACUCCAGGCCUGAGAAUCACCUCUAUAUUGUAGAACAGACACUGAACUAACCAAAUGCAACAUUGACUAAACCAAAAUUGGUAUUGAUAAAAUGACUUUUUCCAUGAAUGAUCUCUCUUACAAUGGAUAGAAAGUAUAUAGACAUACAUCGAGAGAGAUUUUUUUUAUAUGACAGGGAUUUCAAAGGGACCUAGGUAGUAUAUGUAUCUAAGGCAUUGAAAUUCAAAGAGAGUUGAGCAUUUGGAUUUGUGUGAAUGAGUCUUAUAUUCCAUUCCAAAUCCUAGCCUUAAUAUGUAUCAAAAGAAAUCAUUUGCAUAAUGAUUAUACAAUAUGAUUUAUACUAGUUUGACAAUGUAUAUAAUUGGAAUUUUUGUCCCCACAUCUAACUCGAUGUGGGAUGAGGUAUACCUGGGUGGUCGACAAAUGCCUUUGGUUGACCCACGCGCGACACUCAGCGCGGCAACCAUGUAAAUUUAAAUGAAGCGGCGAUUAUUUAAAUCGCCGCUUCAUUUUCCUAUGCCUGGUAGCCUAAUCUACAUGCCUCUGGUGACAGAGGCAUGUAGUCUAGACGUACCCCUAGACUAAUGAAGGGUCACGAGUGGCCCUCCUUCAUCUCAAUGGGCCGCAAGAUUGUCACGUGGUAGAUUUGCUGAUUGCGCUUGCAUACCCAGAAUUUGUAGGGUGUGCCAACUGAACCACAGCAGCGAUUUGAAUGCAGAGGGCGUGCAUGGCUCUUGGUAAAUGUUGCAUGCAAUUAGCACACACUUUCUUCACAUGUCCUUGCUCUCUGUGCAUGUCAGUUUAGUAACACCAGUAGGAAAAAACUACAUGGAUGGAAACCAGCGGAAUCUGACAACCCUGCACAUGGGCAGCAGUAAACAAAAUGUCUCCGGGACCACACCCACUGCUGAUCUAACUUUACUACCUAAUGAAAUUCUGUGUUGGGCAAAAUCACUCUCCCAAUCUUAGCGCUCAUGCUUCCUACAUUCCCACCAUUUAAAAGAAUCUUGCUGCUUCCCACAUGUUCACGCCUAGGGGUUUCAAAGGCCUCUAAUGGUACAGCUACACUGGGGGGGGGCAGAGGGUUUCCAGAAGAGGAAUAGUGCUUGCAUUUGCAUACAUUCAGUUUUUUUCCCCCAGAAGAGGCUUUUCUGCCAUUUGGCUCCCUCUGCAUGGACUGUAGACUUUGCUGGAAGCUGUAUUCUUAAAACAUUAAUGCAAGGACCUUGCAUUUCCAACAAACAUCAAAAUGAUGUGGCUGUAAGUAGUUUUUUUACAGGGUGUUUGGUUUCCUAAGCAAUUAUUGUUUUCAGAAGCAUUAUAUAUUUUAAAAUAAAUGGCAUUGCUGAACUCUUAAGGUCCAAUUGCACAAACAGCUCCAUAUGAAUGGAUCCCGUAGUGAGCUCUGGGAGCUGCCUGUAUUUUGCACGAUCAAGGCAUGGAUAACAUUAUGAAAUAUUGUAAGCACUCCAGACUACAUUCUUCUGUAUAUUUUGUUGCUUGUAAAACAUUUAAAUAUUGCAUCUUUGUCACGGUCAGACAGCAGUACUCAUGGCUUACCCCGAGUACUGCAUGGUUGAUAGACCUUGUUGAAUGGUCAAUGGUCAAUGGUCAGGUAGCUAAAACAAGUUUCAUGUGUAAGCAGAGCUGGCUUAAGCUACGGGCUGACUGGGGUGCCCCAUUCUAGACUGGACUGGCUGGGGGCAGGGCUGCACAUGCGCCAUGCGCCCAGGGUGCAUGAAUGGCUCAGGCUAGCACUGUGUGUAGGAAAGUGUUGAAAUAAACAAGAG
Pelodiscus sinensis (Chinese soft-shelled turtle) is the source of this 5409-nucleotide messenger RNA. Its product is annotated as E3 ISG15--protein ligase HERC5. NCBI's taxonomy places the organism in Eukaryota, Metazoa, Chordata, Testudines, Trionychidae. Gene Ontology annotation, cellular component: cytoplasm. Gene Ontology annotation, molecular function: ubiquitin protein ligase activity. Gene Ontology annotation, biological process: protein ubiquitination; ubiquitin-dependent protein catabolic process. The record is from RefSeq and is a predicted model, not a curated record.